AAGUUUUCAAUUUGCCGUUUGACAUCUGACACAACUGUGAACGGACUGCAUUUUCAGUGUUGCAAGAUGAACUUGAUUUAUUUCGGGGUUAUUACACUCGUGCUAUCAACAGCAACUGAGUUAUCGGCUGAAUGGAACUACGCUCCCAAUGAGAGACUAAAGGACGUGUUGAAUAACAAAGGAUUGGCAUCUAUGGUAGAGAAACUCACUACAUCAUAUUUCAUCGACAUCUGGAAACAACCCUUUCCACCAGCGACGAGUUACAUAAACGACACUUUGAUUAAAGCAAUAAAUUUCACAGAGAGGGAACGUUUUGCCGAUAAUGGAUACUUAAUGAAAUCGUUAUUAGCACUUUCUAUUGGUUUAAAUAACGUUAACAAAGUUAUGAAAGCCAUGACGGGCCUUCAAAACAAGCUUUCCAAAGUUGAAACGCUCCUUCGCAACACCCGGGACAUCCAGGUCAAAACAGGACAUGUUGAAUUAGUUCAAGAAAUCUAUGAUGAUAUCAUUGAAUAUUUGAACCUUUUUGACGAGGAUCGAAAUAAGAUUACAUUCACUUGGUAUAAACCUGUCAUCGGACAAGUUUUGAAUUCGACUUAUGUGUGGCUUGACAUGUAUCUCAAAAUGGAACAAUCUACGAAAAAAAUAUUUCGGUACAUGAAAAAACGCAUUCGGUACCUUCAGAAGGUGACGAAAACGGUUUUUAAAACGUAUGAUCGAGACGUCAAUAAAAUAGCUGGUGAUUGGAAGUCGAGCAUAUAUGGAUUGAGUCGAGCGUUGGAAAAGACGUAUGAUAAAGCAUUGGGAUAUGAUUAUAUAUACGGUACAAAUUAUAGUGCUUAUUAUGAAUACUAGGAUAAGGGGAGAUUUCUUUGGGACCACGGCGUACAUACAUCGUAAUAGAAAAACAGAUUUGGU
Molecule: messenger RNA, 918 nt
Organism: Owenia fusiformis
Lineage: Eukaryota; Metazoa; Annelida; Polychaeta; Sabellida; Oweniidae
Source: the annotation of a GenBank genome assembly